AGAGCUAUGAACGCGGAAACGCUCGGGUGACUUCGUUUUGCGCGGCGCGCACGAUGGCUCAUGAGGAAGGCACUCACCGAUGAACCGAAACCAGUGAUCGAAACACACGCGGGCCGACGACAGCGGUACAGCUGGCCAAGUCGGCCGAGUUUCGACAUUUUGGAUUGGCUUGGCCCUUCCUUCAAAAUUUGUCAAUUUCUUUUGCUAUAGUUUUUUUAGUUUGUGAUUGCCCGAUACAGAGAUCGCCGCGGUCAACCGAUACAAAGGUAAAAGCGCGGGUAAAAGCAUAGAGGGUAAAAGGGCCAAGCGGUCCAAGCCAAGCUUGUUGGGCCAAGCUGAUCAAGCCAUGGUGCCAAGCCAAGCCAUAAGGUCGAAAUCUUGAAAAGCUCGCGAUAAAAUGUCAGCUCGUUGCGUUGCCUGUGAUUGGGCCAAUAAUCUUGACGGCAAAGAUACUGCGAAGUUUUUUAGAUUUCCGUCGAAACUCAUGUAUGCCGAGAAGAGAGACGCUUGGGUAGCUGCGGUGAGGAGGGUGCACCCGGACGGCUCGCUAUGGGAGCCGUCCGGGGACUGCCGGAUCUGCAGCGCGCACUUCAUCACAGGACGGCCAUCGAACUUCAAGGACCGCCCUGAUUUUGUGCCCACCGUGUUCAACUACGCAAGAUCUCCUGGCGAGGCCGCAGGCCAGUCGCAUGACCUAUGUGAGGAAAGGCAGGAAGGUGACAGAGCUGUACCUGUGGAGGACACCAGCUACCAAUGUAGAGCUACCAAGGACAUCUCGUUUAAAUGCUGUUUCUGUGCCUAUGUAACCACAGAUCAGCAUGGAAUUAUUAGCCACCUGGUCUCCCACGGUAUUGAACAGUUCAAGUGCCAGCAUUGUUCAGUGUUAUGUGAUUCCAUGUCAGAAUUGCAGUGCCAUUCUCAAAUGCAUAGAAGUGAUUCGUCCUUCAAACGUCCCAGUUCUCCGAAAUUGUCACUCAGAGAGCAGGUCUGUUUGACUCCCACACAUACCUGCAAGUGCCAGUUCUGUCAUUUAGCCUUUAAGGAGCAUGGUGAUCUGACCAAGCACUAUCAGACACACUUGGCAGAAAAAUCUUUCAAGUGCAAACAAUGUCCCAAAGCCUUUGCACAUAAAAAAAGUUUAGCCAACCACAAAGGAACACACACAGGUGAAAAAGCUUACAAGUGUAAGCAGUGUCCCAAGGCCUUUGCACAUAAAAGCAGUUUGGCCAACCACAAUCGAACACACAGAGCUGAGAAAGCUUACAAGUGUAAGCAAUGCCCCAAGGCUUUCACUCGUAAUAGCUAUCUGACCAUCCACAAUCGAAUGCACACGGGUGAAAAGCCUUAUAAGUGUGAGCAAUGUCUGAAAACCUUUGCUUAUUCCUACAGUUUGGCAGAACAUAAUAGAAUCCACACAGGUGAAAAACCCUACAAGUGUAAACUGUGCUCUGGAGCCUUCUCUCGGCUAUCAACCCUGACCUACCACAUUCAAACACACACAGGCUACAAGCCUUACCAGUGCAAGCCAUGUGCUAAAGCCUUUUCUCAGAAAAGCAAUCUGACCAAGCACAGUCAAGGGCAUACAGAUGAAAAACCUUACAAGUGUAGCAAGUGCUCCAAAUCCUUUGCUCGGAAUAGCAGCCUCACUAUCCACAAUCGAAUGCACAUGAGUGAAAAUCCUUAUAAAUGUGAGCACUGUCUGAAAACGUUUGCCUAUUCGUACAGUUUGGCAGAACAUAAUAGAGUCCACACAGGUAAAAAACCUUGCAAGUCUCAACUGUAUUUCAGAGCCCUCACUCGGCUGUCAACCGUGACUGACCACAUUCAAACACACACAAGCAACAAGCCUUACAAGUGCAAGCAAUGCCUGAAAGUCUUUACACAUAGUAGUAAUCUGGCUAAGCACAACCGAACGCACACAGGUGAAAAACCUUACAAGUGCAAGCUGUGUCCUAAUGCCUUUGCUCAGUAUAGCAAUCUGACCAAGCACAGUCAAGUGCACACAGAUGAAAAACCUUACAAGUGUAGCGAAUGCCCCAAAGCCUUUGCUCUGUAUAGCAGCCUGGUUACCCACAAUCGAAUGCACACAGGUGAAAAGCCUUAUAAGUGUGAGCAAUGUCUAAAAACCUUUACUCAAAAGAGCAAUCUGGCCAUUCACUAUAGAGUGCACACAGGUGAGAAACCAUACAAGUGUAGGCUGUGCCCGAUGGCCUUCAUUCGGCCAUCAACCCUGAUUGACCACACUCGAACACACACGGGCAACAAGCCUUACAAGUGCAAGCAAUGCCUUAAAGUUUUUACACGUAGCAGUAAUCUGGCCAAGCACCAUCGAAUGCACACAGGUGAAAAACCUUACAAAUGUAACCAAUGCCCCAAAGCCUUUUCUCGGAAUAGCACACUGACCCUCCACAAUCGAGCACACACAGGUGAAAAGCCUUAUAAGUGCAAGCUGUGUCCUAAAGCCUUCACAUGGAUGUCGUCCCUUAAAUACCACAAGCGAACACACAUGGGUAAAAAAAGUGAUAAGUACUAGCAAUUUCUAAAAACCUUUCCUCAGGAUAACAAUCUGGCCAUCCACAAUAGAAUGGAUGUAUAUAACUAUACAAGUGUAAGUUGUGCUCCAAAGCCUUUAUUUGGCUAUCAACACUGAGCUACCACAUUCCAAUGCACACAAGCAAAAAGCACAAGUGAAAAGUGUGUCCACAAGUUUUGACCAUCCACAACAAAAUCCAUAUGUAAAAUAAUGUUACAGGUAUAACCUGUGCAUGAAGAACUCGCAUUGCUUUGUGACUUUUAAAAGUGCUGAAAGACGAGGACCAGUAAAAGAAGACGCACACCAAGACCGAAUUUGCAACUGAAGUGCAAGUGCACAUUGUUUUUGAGCCUUACCAUAUCUGUGUGCACAGACAAAAUACUUGUAAGUGCAUGCAAUGCAGCAAACCUUUGCUGCAUUGCAUGCUUAGAGAAGUAUAAAGAGCAUACAAGAAAUUUAAUUUAUUUUUAAUCUAGGUUAGAGCACUGCACGGGCAUACUUUUUUUUAGGCCCGGCCCGGGCCCGCUGGCUCUUAGUUUUACCCAGACCGAUGGGUCCUACCUGAUCAGGCCCAGCCUGGGCCCAGCCCGGUGAGAGGCCAAGGUGUGCGCCCCAUCUCUUAAAUUCAAAGCUGCCCUGGAAAGGUGUUGGUGCAUUUGAUUUGUUUAGCAUAAUUUGCAUGAAAGACGCGGUCAUAUCGCAGUCACAUAGUGAACCUUCGAAAGCUUACACAAAUAUAAGAGAUGUAGCUUAUCUUUGGUAGCCAGAGGGCAUUUCUUCUUUCUUCAGGACUUCAAGAAGGAAAUACAAUCAUACUUUCCUCUGUGACCGGAUUGCCCUCGUUUUCUUGCCUAGAAGCAGCUGUCCCACUAUGCUGACGGAAUCCCCAGGGUUAUUCUUCAUAUCUUCUUGCAAGCUUUUUUUAGUUUAGGACGGCUCUCUUCAUUUCUAAUAAUUUUUUUAGUAACUGCUUUUUCGUUUUUUUCUUUUUCUUUUUUUUUUUUCUAAAUCUAAACAAUCAAUGCAUUUUAAUUUUCUUAACGUUUUAGAAAGUGUGCUAGACCAUUGCCUGAGCCCGGCCCAGGCCCGAAAACAAUCUGUGCUACCCGGCCCAAACUUUCGGGGUUGGCCGGUCCUGUGGAGAGCUCUAAUCUAAGUCACAAGACCCACGUUGGGAAUACCAACAACAUCCCGGGACAUUUUCUAACCUGUUCAGCCUCAGCAGGCACGUGCCGACAUGUAAGGAUCCUGAACAUAAGAUUGUACGCUCAAGGACGACUGGGAAUUGGCCUUUCAAGUACCCAUGAUGGCCCAGAAAGUUUAGUCAAAGUUACGGCUGGGUGGGCCACAUGCAGUUUAUGAGCACAAAGCCCGAUUUGCUUUUUUCAUAAGCCAUAUAUCAGAUUGCUGCUCUUUGUUGUCACUUGAAGGCAUCCGGGAGCGUAGAAUGACCUGUUUGGUGGGAACAGCGCGGAAAAGAUGUGAGACUAGGACGAAGAAAUACACAGGCGGGGCGCUGUCUGUGUGCUGCUUCGUCCUGGUCCGUCUUUUUUGCGCUGUUCCCACCAAACAGUAUGUACCACCAACUAGCCCAACUACAUGCCUUGUUGUGGUUUAUUGGCUGGUCUGCCUUAAUGAUGAAACAUUAAUUACUUAAAGCAGUAGCAUUUUCUUCAGUCAUCCCCCUGAAACAUCCCGGUUGCCACAUCGAAGUGCUUGCACAGGAGAGUGAGGUAUGCGCACCGUCCUCCCUUUAUCACGCACUUGUGAGAGUCGUGGGACGAGGCGCUCACUGGGUGUGCCGCAGUCUUACCAAUGUCUCGCAAGAGGACGGAGCGGACUCUGCUGAGUAUGAUUGUGCUCGACGUGCCAAAGAGGUGCUGGAGGACCGAGAGCGACUUUUGUCCACCGAUAGAGAAGCAAGGCGGGCCCGCUCUGCUUAGCAGUCUUAUCGCAUACAGGCAAAGUCUUCAAUGAGGCACCGCACAAACACAACCCUAUUCUUUUUCAUGGGUCAGAGCGGCUAAAUAUUUGUUCUACAUCUGAAUACAAACUGAGCCACGCUUUUUGGAGUGUUGUCAGCUGCAUUUGCGAACAUGGUUUAUUGUGUUUGUUUGGUUCAGUUUUAUUUAGGCUUUUUGUGUAGAAAAGUUUUGGCAUACAAUAAAUGCUUGACAA
Messenger RNA from Ixodes scapularis (black-legged tick), 4711 nucleotides. Its product is annotated as zinc finger protein 708-like. The transcript is spliced from 3 exons. Gene Ontology annotation, molecular function: RNA polymerase II cis-regulatory region sequence-specific DNA binding; DNA-binding transcription activator activity, RNA polymerase II-specific. NCBI's taxonomy places the organism in Eukaryota, Metazoa, Arthropoda, Arachnida, Ixodida, Ixodidae. The record is from RefSeq and is a predicted model, not a curated record. Bases 398 to 2533 code for a protein of 711 amino acids. Gene Ontology annotation, biological process: regulation of transcription by RNA polymerase II. Gene Ontology annotation, cellular component: nucleus.